AUGACAUCGAGGACCCCCAUGGGCGUCCAGCCUCGACAGCCUCAACGAGGCCUUGGCUCGACGAUGCAGAUUCAAAGACCUUCGAAUCAUCCUCACCAGAAUCAACUCCACCACCAUCAUCACCAUCACCAUCCUCAUCCUCAUCCUCAGCAGCAGCAGCAGCAGCAGCAGCAGCACCAACACCAGCAACGCCACGUCUCAUCCUCUCAACAGCAAUAUCCCUCGUCUCCAGCACUACGAGACGCCCACGCAGUUUCCGAUUCCAACGCCAAUUGCGCCGAUGCCAUGCCAUCCCGGCACGUAUCUACGCCGAAGCGGCAGGGCUCAAGGUUACGACUCGAGUUGUCCAACGAAAUCAUCACGACUGGGCCAAAAUCGGCAACCGACUCGCCCCUCAACCUCACGCCGUCACGUAUAAUAUCCCUUUCUGACGCCAUGGAUGUGGAUAAUGCGAGACCGGCUGUGUCUAAAAGCAUACUACAAGAUCCCGAUAACCCUCCCAUGCCGAUGCCUAAGCGCAGACCUCCACCGUCGACCCAGGCCAUACCAUCCACUCGCUUAGCAAUACACAACUCGACGCCCACAAGGAAGGACGUGAGACCUAAGCCGUACACGGUGGAGGCUCCAACUGCGGCGCCUCGCUAUGUGAGCUCGAAUCGUCACGACACUGAAACCCGCGAUCUGUUCAGCAAAGGUCUCUUUUCCGGUUGCGCAGACUUCUUUCCAUGGUCGGGCAUUCACCAUGAGGAUGAGUGGAGCACCGAAGCCAUACAGAAGGGCACAUGGGACAGAGGCAGCCAGAACGAAGCUUCAUCCGCACGGUUGGCCAUAUUCCCUGCCUUGAAGCAGAAAGGUGGCCUCAAUGCACUGUCCACCAUAUUCAUGGGUGUGCUCAACCAGCGGAGGCAUCGAGGACAGAUUACUGCGCCUUCAACCUUUAAACCGCCACCUCGAGUCACCUUGACCGACACAAAGCGUGAAAUUUGGCUCAAAGAUCUCGCAAAUCCUGCCAUCUCGCUGAGACGGCUGAGCCGAACAAUCCCACACGGCAUACGUGGAAGGACGCUCCUCGACCAAUGUCUAAACAAGGAUGUCCCCACGGAACGUGCAGUUUGGUUGGCAAAGUGUGUGGGUGCCAACGAAAUUCGAGCCUUCAAGAGGAAAGGGGCAAGUGGCACUUUUGUUCUAGGUGGCGAGCUGAAAUGGAUUAGAGACUGGACAGUGUUUGUUGAGCAGUUUCUCGAAGCAGUAGUGUCUGCAUUUGCAGAACCGGAUUGGAGAGCCAAAGUGACAUAUGCCAUUCACCUUGCGACCUGUCUCUAUUCUGAACAGCUGUUGGACCGCGAACAUUAUCUGGAGUGGAUCAUAUCCGGGUUGGAAAACAGCUCCCAGUCAAGAAUACCCAUGUGGAUACUGGUGGCCCAGCUGUAUUGGGCUGACUUGCUCCAAUCACGAAAGUGUGGCAGACGACUUGUCUUUGCACUUCUGAACCAUUUGCACAUUAUCGAGAACGACCCGCAUCGGGAUAUUCUCAUCCAGCUCUCGGGGCAAUUGUCAAAUGUAUUAGUAUCCCUAAUCAAGGACAACCCGGAGAACUUCAUUCGUCCACCUGCUUGGCAACGGUUCAGCGAAACGCUGAGACUCGCGAUACCACCGGACGAUGCCGUAGCUCAGUCAGCAUAUAGCAACAUCAAGCAUCGUAACUUGCGUCUUUUAGUGGCUAACAAUACCUCGCCGUCAGGCCGUCACCAGUACUUGGUGCAGCUACUCGACUCCACGCUCCAGGGCAAGUGCGUUCCGGAAUUGUCUACCAAAUGCUGGUCGUCCUCUGAAGACAAGACGGAGAUUACAAAGACCCUUGUGGCAUGGGCUACUUCUCUCCACCGACCCGGUCUUACAAAGAUAUAUGUCGCUGCUGGGUUAUUGAAAUCUUGGUUUGCUUUUGGUGCCGACCCGACCUCGGCGAUUCUCGAUGCCCUCGGCUAUAUCGCUCCGGAAGAGAAGAUUAAGAAGGCUCUGAUGAUUCGACUCGUUUCGGAAUUAGUGCGAUCUGGAACCUUCUCUGUGUUUCACUACAUGCAAUGGCUCAUUGGCCGCGGAGGUUUGCACAACGCUGAGGAAAUCGACCCCGACGAUGGUCCCUGCGCCUCGCGUCUUCUGGUUGAGCUGCCCGUUCAUUGCUUGCCGGACGAACAGACCUCUCAGAGGGGCAACCUUCUUCGACGUGCCGGAAACUACUCCGUGGCUGAAGAGACGAGAAACACUGCUAAUGCACUCGAGUGUGUGGAUCUCUCCCUCAACCUAGCAACAUGUCCCGCGGGAUCGGCCACCCCUUCCAAGUCCCUGCCGUUGAAGAAAUUGUUACGCAAAGUGAAGAAGAGCAGCAGAUCGGUCAAAAGCGCGAUUGGAGCUCACCUGCACAGCAUCGUUACGUCGCGUCUCGCCUGCAGAUCGGGGCUCGUCAUGACCCUUGAGAUGUUCAUCUCCAUCCGCACCAUGAUGGAGACCAUCGAAGACUUUUCUAUGCUUGCUGGCAUCCUGAGAAACAGCUCCACAGAGACGGAUGCAGACGUUCUUGCGGCUUGUGUCGAUACCGUCAACGCCAACUUGGACGUGUUUGUGGCGCUAGGAUCUGCAGAGGAGCUCUUCGACAUGUACUUGGAUCGUUUAAAAACCAUGAGUCGUGAUCAGGCCGUCGUCAUUCGACCCCUUCUCGCUGCACUCUCCUCCUUGGCUUCGAGACUGUCGCAAAGAGAGGACCUCGCGAAACAGCUAUCGCUUGACCUGGUUCAGAACGAUCGAUCAAACGCUCUUGAUGCCUGUUCUCCGGUUUCGGAUAGUAUGGCUGUUCAGGCUCAAACAGCCGAGGGGGAAGUUUCGGAGCAAAUCGACAAGCUUUUGGCGAGCGGCAAUGUGAUUGAUCAUCCUACCAUGAACCGUCUGUUCCGAUAUAUUGCGCCCAAGCUGGAGGCCAGCUGGAUGAAGCUGGAUGAAAACCGUCGCGUGUUCGCCUCGCUACUCUCAAGGCUGCGAAUGUUGGACGCACAUCAUUUUGACAAGCUUAUGGCGGAUUGGGUCAGCCAUAUAAGGUCGCUGAGAAGACGUCCGCCGUUGCCAGAACUCUAUCCCUUGCUUGUUAGUUUGGGCUGCCUAUCAGUGUCGACCAUCCUACACACUGCGAAUGCUGGUUCCGCAUCGAUUGAGGCCACUGCGGACGCCGCAGCAGCCGCAAAAUCCAUGACGUACUUGCAAGAGCUCCUUCAAAUGACCAUCAUGAACCUACCGGCGACGGGGAUACUCGAUUCCGAAGAAGCUUAUCGAUUUCGGAUCCAGCAACAAUGUGCCAAGUUUGAACAUGGGAAAGCUCUUGUUCUUUUGAUACGGAAUUCGUGGGUUGAAUACUCUUGUUUGAGGAGCGGAACCGGAGCGUCCCAAUGGCCUCUCGACAGCGUCGACUAUCAGAACUGCCUUCUGGAGACGAUGCAGUUGCUGGUCGUGGCGGACUCUGCAAUUGUGGCAGAAGCGUUGAAUAUGAGCACCCUACCGCAAACGGCGUUUGCUUUGGCCCACAAGUUUGUCACAAAACUUCUGCUUCCCGAGGGCGAUUCUGGUCAAAACCCGUCGUUUGACCAGAUUCUGGGCCUUGCCAACAACCUCACCAUGCCGUUUUGCCAGCUGAAGCUCAACCUCGAUCUCUCGACUAGCUUGCCAACCCACGCAGAUGGCGAGCAAGAGAGAGUUGUUCGUUUCAAGGCAUUCGCCAAGGCGAUGGACAAUGCCAUUGCAUCACAGAACAUUUUGUGGACGAGCAUGUUGCCGUGCCUGAGCGAAGACAUUACGCACUGCCUGAAUACAGAAGCACACAGCAGGUUUCUCGGCCUGAUGCCUUCGAGCAAGUCCAAGACGAUCACCAAUGACGCGACGGACGCAAAUCGGAUUCACCUAGCCCAAAAUCUCCUUGGCGUCAUCGAAGCCAUCUUGUCCGGCCAGCCACCUUGCAAGACGAACUUUCUCACCAAUGACCUGGUCGAAAAGCUGACAGAACUAUGGGAAAUCAUCAUGUCGCAAGACGAGCAUCGAUCAUCUGCCAGGAAGGAGGUCCUGGAGCACUGGCUACCUGUUCUACUGAGAUUCAUCACUCUUCACAGCGCCUCUACUGAAGCAGCAAGCACAUCAGCCACGGGCCCGGCAAGCUCGCUCAAGUCCAGCAAUGUCACGACAAGCCACGACGCGAGGGCUCGCAUCAUCAUUGUGCUGUGUGGUCUCCUGCUAGACAUUGAGACGCUGCCACAGGGGACUACUGGCUCGCUGAGUCGGCAAAUGUUUGACAUUGCCAUACUCCUCGUCGAUGCACUCCCGGACGACCUUCGAGUGCAAUGCGCCAAAUCUAUUCUUUUCCUACCGGGCAACACGGCCGGUAUCAGCACAACUUCCGACCCGCGCAUUUACUACCUACUCAGCACCCCGCGCCCAACCUCUGCCGAGAACCUCAAGCUUGCACACCGUGACAAGUCUUCGAUGCCCUACACUGCUGCAGCCAGGGGCAUGGGAGCCAUGUACGGGAUUGGGCCGGCCUUGAAUGAGCGAUCAAGCCCCUUUGUGCUGCGCCGCUGGGAGAUUCUCAGUGAGCCCACCCCCAAUGUUGGUGAGAAUGACACUAGCCUCAGCCUGGGACUAUUCGAAACGAUCAAGAUUCAAUGA
Messenger RNA from Ustilaginoidea virens, 4701 nucleotides. RefSeq lists its product as uncharacterized. Gene Ontology annotation, cellular component: mediator complex. Gene Ontology annotation, molecular function: transcription coregulator activity. NCBI's taxonomy places the organism in Eukaryota, Fungi, Ascomycota, Sordariomycetes, Hypocreales, Clavicipitaceae. Gene Ontology annotation, biological process: regulation of transcription by RNA polymerase II. The record is from RefSeq and is a predicted model, not a curated record. The transcript is spliced from 3 exons. Bases 1 to 4701 code for a protein of 1566 amino acids.